GUGACACUUCAAGUUAGCAUGCGGAUCGGUCCAUCAAUGUACUGCUCUCUCAGGCUACCUAAGCCCCCAUGCACAGCCACAACGCAUCCCCCACAACUCUCAAUCAGCUUUCACCCUCUUGUCGGCAGGGUCGUAGGUCGGCAAACCCAGGAAAGCUCGGGGGUCGUCAAUCUCGGCCUCCUCUGCCCGCCUCUCUCUCUCGGCCUUCAGCCUCGCUCUCAUCUUCUCCUUGCCCAGCACCAGAGCCAUGAUCCACCCGGGCAUUCGAAACAGCUCAAUCAGCCGGUCAAGCGUGGUCAGGUCGACCAGCGACGUCGACUGGAUGAUGUCUUGUGCGUGCUCCUCAAUAUACGGCCCCUUGAGGGCCGCUAGCAGGCUCGUCGCCACGAUGGCGGCGUUGACCCCGCCCCGGUACUGGAAGAGCCACAGCGGCAUGCUCUGCGUCUGAACCAUGAGGUAGUCCAGGCCGGUCACCACCAACGCACUCCCCGCCGUGGCAAUGUAGGUCUUCCAAGGGUUGUAGUCGGCCCCGAUGAGCACGCCGACUCCCAUGGCCAUGGGAACAACGCCGAUGCACAGCCGCGGCCAGCCGUAGAAGAAGGAGCGGCGCGACCCGUAUCGGGCGAUCUCCGCGCCGAAGUAGGAUGCGCCCCAGAGGGAGAGCAGCAGGCCGCACACCUUGACGUGGUAGUUCAUGAUCAUGUCCCACUUGUAGGGCGACUCGAUCAGCAGAUAGGCGAAACCGAACAGGCCCACAGCCCAGCCGAGCGUCCAGCACACGAACCUGCCCGCACGGGGGGCCUGGUUCUUCUCAUCGUAGGCGUAGAAGCGCUCGAUCGUCAUCUUUAUCGAGUUGUCGAGCUCUUCGGCAAGCUGCAGGGACACCUUGAAGGAGGGGGGGACGGGGCGGGGGACGUACAGCUUCACAUAGCUGCCCAGAGUGGUCACAUGCGGCACCUGCUGAGAAGCGGGGGUCUGCGCAAACGCACUGCCGCUUCUGGCUCCUCCUGACGGUGGCGGCUGUGCUGGUUGGCGGGAGAGUGGGUCCUCUCUUGACGGCUGCUGAGAGCGUUGUUGCUGCUGCUGCAUCGAUGGUGUGAAGGACGGUGCUGCGGCGGCCGAUGAGUGAUGCCGGCAUUGGAUCUUCGUCGAGAGCUUCCGGUGCUGAGGCCGAAGAAGCAGUGGCCGAUGCAUCACAACGACCCGGUAAGCCAUUUGCAUUCACCGAAAUGCCGCCUUUCUCUCUCCGAAACUAGGAGAUCUUCGUUCCUGCUGACAAAGGCAGAGAUGUUGAUUGCUUCUGUUGCUCGUCCUCUGGUGGUGGUUAAGGGGAAGAUUUCG
This is a messenger RNA of Vitrella brassicaformis, 1341 nucleotides long. Lineage: Eukaryota; Vitrellaceae. The record is from the annotation of a GenBank genome assembly.